Messenger RNA from Boeremia exigua, 1749 nucleotides. RefSeq names its product arginase family-domain-containing protein. Gene Ontology annotation, molecular function: agmatinase activity; metal ion binding. The transcript has 2 exons. NCBI's taxonomy places the organism in Eukaryota, Fungi, Ascomycota, Dothideomycetes, Pleosporales, Didymellaceae. The record is from RefSeq and is a predicted model, not a curated record. The coding region runs from base 393 to 1598 and encodes 401 amino acids.
CGAUCACGAAGAACUAAGGUCUGAACACGACAGCGCGUUGUCACGUGAGCAGAUUUACGUCAUCAACCAACGCUGUCAUCACCAUCAUCAACUAACCAACCAUGUCCAGUACCUCCAACAUCAGUAAGCCCUCACGACGAGUGAUACUCUUGCACGCUGACUACCUAGGUAGUCAGUGAAGGGUUGAAGUUUGUAAAGCAAGAGUUGGCAUGGACCUGCCUCUUUUAGUAACGUGCUGCCCCGCCGCACCCCGCGGCAAGUGUGUCGGACAUGACAUCGGAGGCCGCGCGCGAUAGCGAGCCUGGAAACGCGUUUGACGCCAUGGCAUUGCCCUUCAAGUACCAGGGCUCAUCUCCUGCCUUACAACCUCUCGACAAUCGACAGAAGACAGCAUGAGGUGGUUCGCAGCUUCUUUACUGCUGACGGGCAUUGUCUCGGCCCAUGAAGCUCACCAUCAUCACCAAGAGGUGUUCUCACAAGAGCGUCUCGAUGACCUGGAGCAAAAAUGGGGGACAGACUGGGGUUUCAGUGGCAUCUCCACCUUUGCCCAUCUACCUCACACACGUUGCUUGACGCAUCCUGAGCAAGCAUACGACAUUGCCAUCCUUGGUGCGCCUUUCGACACUGCGGUCUCAUACCGACCAGGAGCUCGAUUCGGCCCUCGAGCGAUCCGGUCUGGCUCAGCACGUCAGACAUCCUUCAGGGGAUACAAUGCGCGCGCAGGCUUGAAUCCUUUCACAUCCUGGGCUAGCAUCGUGGACUGCGGAGAUAUUCCAAUCACUCCUUUCGACAAUGCUCUCGCUUUGCGGCAGAUGAGCGAGGCAUACCUUGAGCUUGCGGGGCGAGGGCCUACCGAGAGGAGUACUGGGAGCGGCGUCAAGUAUUUCAGCAAGCCGAAGAUUAUCACAUUGGGAGGUGACCAUAGUGUUGCGCUGCCUGCACUCAGGGCCUUGAAUAAGGCAUAUGGCCAUCCCAUCACGGUCGUUCACUUUGACGCGCACUUGGACACCUGGCAUCCAGCCAAGUACCCCUCGGCUUGGAUUGACCCCGAGGAUCCAACUACACAGUCCUUCCUGAAUCACGGCAGCAUGUUCUGGCUUGCUUCUACUGAGGGUCUUGUCGCCAAUGGCUCAAGUGUGCAUGCUGGACUGAGGACCCGAUUGUCUGGAGAUGACGCGGCGGACUAUGAGGAUGAUACACAGCAGGGCUGGAUGCGCAUCUCUACUGAUGAUAUUGAUGAUAUCGGAACAAAGGGGAUAAUUGAGUCCAUCAUGGAUCGCGUUGGUACAGAAGCCCCUGUCUACCUCAGCAUUGACAUCGAUGUCAUCGACCCCGGUUUAGCACCCGCUACAGGUACACCUGAGCCCGGAGGUUGGUCUACUAGAGAGUUGAUCAGAAUCUUGCGAGGCAUUGAGGGCUUGAACGUUGUCGGUGCGGAUGUGGUCGAGGUCAGUCCAGCAUAUGACAGCUCCGCGGAGAUAACAAGCGUCGCUGCGGCCCAGGUCGUCUACGAAGUAUUGACGAGCAUUGUCCGCAAAGGAUUGACCGAGCAAGCUAAGAUUGGAAGCACCAAGAGCAGCGAUAAAGAUGAAUUAUGAUAGACUUUAGCUGACUGACGUUAGUCGAGGGUUUAUUGUCGAGACGAUCGGAAAAGUUGAGUAUCCACACUGGGUAUGGAUACAAGUAAAUACCACGCUGUAACACUAGAGUGACAGAUACACGAACAAUGAGAAUAAGCAUGAAUAAACC